GACUCGGAGGCGCUGCUCAGCCAGGCCAAAGGACUCGGCAGUUACCUCUUCAAUUUUGCCACUGCCGCUACGAAGAAAAUAUCUGAAUCUGUUGCCGAAACAGCACAUACAAUAAAGAAGUCUGUAGAAGAAGGAAAAAUUGACAGUAUCAUUGACAAGACAAUUAUUGGAGAUUUUCAGAAGGAACAGAAAAAAUUUGUCCAAGAGCAGCAAACAAAAAAAUCAGAAGCAGCAGUGCCUCCCUGGGUAGACAGCAAUGAUGAAGAGACAAUUCAACAACAAAUACUGGCCUUAUCAGCAGAUAAACGAAAUUUUCUGCGGGAUCCUCCAGCAGGUGUGCAGUUUAAUUUUGACUUCGAUCAGAUGUACCCUGUUGCAAUGGUGAUGUUACAAGAAGACCACCUUCUCAAUAGGAUGAGGUUUGAUCUCGUUCCUCUAUAUCUGGUUGAGGAGGUGUUCUGGAGAAAUUACUUCUACAGGGUGUCCCUAAUUAAACAGUCUGCACAACUCACCGCACUUGCAGCUCAACAACAAGCAGCAGGAAAAGAAGAGAGCAAAGGCAGAGAAGAGGACAGUCAACUGAAAGAAACAGUACGACCCAAAACACCACCUGUUACAAUAAAGCCUCAAAUAAAAUCUCAAGAGGACGAAGAAGAGAUUUCCACAAGUCCAGGUGUAUCAGAAUUUGUGAGUGAUGCUUUUGAUGCCUGUAAUCUGAAUCAGGAAGACCUAAGAAAAGAAAUGGAACAACUGGUGCUAGACAAAAAGGAAGAAGAGACUUCAGUAGUAGAAGAAGAAACUGCUGAUUGGGAAAAGGAAUUACAACAAGAGCUUCAAGAGUAUGAGGUGGUGACAGAAUCAGAAAAGCGAGAUGAAAACUGGGAUAAAGAAAUAGAAGAAAUGCUGCAAGAAGAAAAUUAA
Molecule: messenger RNA, 921 nt
Organism: Chaetura pelagica (chimney swift)
Lineage: Eukaryota; Metazoa; Chordata; Aves; Apodiformes; Apodidae
Gene: SYAP1
Product: synapse associated protein 1
Exons: 9
Cellular component (GO): cytoplasm; synapse
Source: RefSeq, a predicted model, not a curated record